Molecule: messenger RNA, 2844 nt
Organism: Myripristis murdjan (pinecone soldierfish)
Lineage: Eukaryota; Metazoa; Chordata; Actinopteri; Holocentriformes; Holocentridae
Gene: gjc2
Product: gap junction protein gamma 2
Exons: 2
Coding region: 461-1714 (417 amino acids)
Biological process (GO): cell-cell signaling
Cellular component (GO): connexin complex
Molecular function (GO): gap junction channel activity
Source: RefSeq, a predicted model, not a curated record
AGUUAGAUGUCCUCAAGUCUGACCUCUUAGUCGAGGGUCAGUUGCCAGAGGAGGAUUUUUUUUUUCCUGCCUCUCUUUUUUAUACUUCCUUCUUGGGCAGAAGGCUGGUGUAAUAGAAACCAGACACAAGUCAGAAUGUGAGGCAUUCAACAGCGGCCAGACCUCACUUCUGCACAGAGUUGGAAAACAAGAUAAACAGAAAGCUUGCACUGCCUAGCCUCCUAAGUUUCAUCAUCUUUUUUUUUGUUUUGUUUUGUUUUUGUUUUUCCCUCAUUUUUAAUCAUUUUGGAAGUAAUUAAUAAGCCGUCAAGGGCCAGGACGUUAGGAUGGAGCUGGUAUUCCAUGGAUCAGGCUGUGCGAGGGAUAUAUAGGGAGAGCAGAGGAGAUAUGGACAAUCUUCAGGAUGGGGAGUGCAUUUUCAGCUUUUCCAGAUUCUAGUUGAAAAGCUUGUUGGACCACCAUGAGCUGGAGCUUUCUCACUCGUCUGCUGGAAGAAAUCUCCAACCACUCCACCUUUGUGGGUAAAGUGUGGCUGACGGUGCUCAUCAUCUUCCGCAUCGUCCUCACAGCGGUGGGAGGUGAGUCCAUCUACUCGGACGAGCAGACCAAGUUCACUUGCAACACCAAACAGCCGGGCUGCGACAACGUGUGCUACGAUGCCUUCGCCCCCCUCUCGCAUGUCCGCUUCUGGGUCUUCCAGAUCAUCAUGAUCUCCACCCCCUCCAUCAUGUACCUGGGUUAUGCCAUCCACAAAAUAGCCCGUACCUCCGAGGAGGAGCGCAAGAAGCACCACAGGCUCCGCAAGAAGCCACCUCACGCCAGGUGGAGAGAGAGCCACCACCUAGAGGAUGUCUUGGAGGAGGAUGAGGAUGACGAUGCUGAACCUAUGAUCUAUGAGGAUACACUGGAGGUGCAGGAGGCAAAGCCUGAAGCCGCAGCCAGCACCAACCGAGAGCCACAAAAACACGAUGGCCGCCGAAGAAUUAUGCAAGAAGGACUGAUGAGAAUCUACGUUCUUCAACUCAUGUCGCGAGCUAUUUUUGAAAUCAGCUUCCUCGCUGGCCAGUAUCUUCUCUAUGGCUUCCGUGUUAGCCCUUCAUAUGUAUGCAACAGGGUACCCUGUCCACACAGAGUGGACUGUUUCAUCUCUAGGCCCACGGAGAAAACAAUCUUCCUCCUCAUCAUGUAUGUGGUAAGCUGCCUCUGUCUUCUCCUAAAUGUGUGUGAGAUGUUUCACUUGGGAAUCGGCACUUUUCGGGACACCCUCCGCCAGAAAAGGAACAGGGGCCGACGGACGUCCUACGGCUACCCGUUCUCUCGUAACAUUCCAGCCUCUCCUCCGGGCUACAACCUUGUCAUGAAGUCGGACAAACCCAGCAGAAUCCCCAACAGCCUCAUCACCCACGAGCAGAACAUGGCCAACGUGGCCCAGGAGCAGCAAUGCACCAGCCCAGACGAGAACAUACCCUCUGAUCUGGCCAGCCUACACCGUCAUCUUCGGGUGGCCCAGGAGCAGCUUGAUAUGGCCUUCCAAACAUACAGCACCAAAAACAACCAGCAAACCUCCAGAACCAGUAGUCCUGUGUCCGGGGGCACCAUGGCAGAGCAAAAUCGGGUCAACGCCGUCCAGGAGAAACAAGGAGCCAGGCCGAAAUCAGCCACGGAGAAAACUGCGACCAUUGUAAAAAAUGGAAAGACCUCGGUUUGGAUCUAGCAAAUGCUCGAUACCGUAUGGUAAAUCAACGAUAGAACCUUUUCAAGCUCCAGGACUACACUGAGAGAUGAAUUGAGGGUGUGUAUGAUGUGACAUUGUACAAUAACAGUUGGAAAACACAUUAUCAAUCACAGUGAGGUAUACAGGACACACAGAUCUCCAAGUGACAUCAGAACAAUAUCAGUAGUAUUGGGGGAACCUAUAAACUGCCAAAUACAGUGCUAUGAAUCUUCUUUGUUACUUUUGUGUCAUUUUGUGCUUACCAUAGCUUUUGGUCAUGACUAACUUGUGCUUCACUUAUUUAAACAUCUCUAAUUUCAGCUAAAAUGUCAGAAUAUACACAGACUUUCAUUGCUUUGAGCUAUUUAUUUGAUCUACCCUCGCUGCUGUUGAACUGGAUUCACCAAGAAAAUUAUGUACGAUUGUGGCCUAAGUCAAAUUAUGAAAAUGCAGCGCAAAACACUGCAUAGUUGCACAAUGACAUAUUCCUGAAGAAUCAUGAUUGUUUGAGGAGUCCUAAGUUCAACCAGAAUACGGGGGGGAAAUAAAAUUCACUGGAGAUGUACUGAGAUUUUUGAAAAGAUGCAUGUGUAAUAUCUGAGGAAAUAUUUUGGAUGUGGUUUGUGUGAGUGUUGCUGGAAGCAGACUAAAUGUGAAAUAUUUUGAUGAAAAUAAUGAAAUGGGGUUGUGUCAGUAGAGCGUCUUCCAGUUAAAAUCUGGUCUGUGAUGAUCUGCAAGUGCAAAGUGAAAAGCCUUUAUCUAUUCAUUUUCCAAAGCCCUGCUGUGGCACAUUUGAAGGAGCAAAGGUAAGUGAACUGAAAAUCUGAAUAUUUGUAAACUAAAUACUGAUAGUUUCUGCAGUCUGAAGCAGAUAAUGCAUGCUUUACAAAUAGGCUCAUACAGUAUACACAUAGGUUACGGUAGAAAUCCCGUCCUUAGUUAUUCAAUUAGCUCGACAUUUAUCUUACGUUUAGGCAUGGUAUGUCUUGAUGAUGAGCAUUUUAUGUUUCCUGUCAAUGAACCAGUAUGUUUCUAAAAGUGGUUUCAUAGUAAUACUUAAUCCUGCCUUCAUUACUAUUCUACUCCAAAGUGCCUCAAACUUUUUAAGAUUGUUCAAGUGUUUUAUUGAU